Phyllopteryx taeniolatus (common seadragon) is the source of this 2421-nucleotide messenger RNA. It is a transcript of the gene gpx7, whose product is annotated as glutathione peroxidase 7. The coding region runs from base 150 to 707 and encodes 185 amino acids. The transcript has 3 exons. Gene Ontology annotation, molecular function: glutathione peroxidase activity. Gene Ontology annotation, biological process: response to oxidative stress. Lineage: Eukaryota; Metazoa; Chordata; Actinopteri; Syngnathiformes; Syngnathidae. The record is from RefSeq and is a predicted model, not a curated record.
UGCGCUGACGCUUUGCCCCUCCUACCUUAGCGUCGCCGUAGAGACACCCUUCAAACGUUUGUCAUCUAGACCCGUUUCUAGCUAAGGGGUAGUCCUUCGGAAGCCGCCGACCCCGAACUCGUCCACGCUCUGGCGCUUGAACAGGAAAGAUGCUUUCCGCAACUCUCACCGUGCUUCUAGCUUUAUUCAGCCUGGCACAGAGCAAACAUAAAGACUUUUAUACUUUCAAAGUUGUGAACAGCAGAGGCAAGUUAGUGUCACUUGAAAAAUACAGGGGCUCGGUGUCCCUGGUCGUGAAUGUGGCCAGUGAAUGUGGCUUCACUGAGGAACACUACAAAGCUCUUCAGAAACUGCAACGGGACUUUGGGCCAUAUCACUUCAAUGUCCUGGCGUUCCCCUGCAACCAAUUUGGACAGCAGGAACCCGGCAGUGACAAGGAGAUCGACAGCUUCGUUCGCAGAGUCUACGAAGCCUCUUUUCCCCUGUUUAGUAAAAUUGCUGUUGUAGGAACAGGAGCUAACAAUGUCUAUAAGUACCUUGUUGAGUCCUCUGGUAAGGAGCCCGACUGGAAUUUCUGGAAGUACCUUAUCGAUGUAGAUGGAAAAGUGGUGGAUGCAUGGGGACCAAAGGUUUCUGUUGAAGAAAUACGUCCAAAAGUAGCAGAAAUGGUGCGGCAGAUAAUCUUAAAGAAGAAAGAAGAGUUGUGAUAUCGUAUGUCUGUAGAUUCUCAGCCAUCCAGGUCAUGGGCAUCCGCAAAGCUUGAAUCAAGGCAGGUGGACUGUUCUUGUUGAAGACGUUUCACCUUUAAUUCAAAAGGCUUCUUCAGGUCGAAAUGUUUAGGUGUGGAGUUACCCUAUUUAUCCCUCGGUGGGUGUGUCCCCUGGGUCUGUUCAACAAUCGGAUGUUGUUGUUGUUGCCUGGCUUGGUAAGUGAAAUGACCAUCCUCAUCUUGUGUCAAAACAGCUCGUUACGGCUCUUCCUGUUGAAUUAGGCGAUCUUUGGGGGUAGAGAUGUCAGGACAUUGUUGGAGAACCAGAAGCCUCUUUAUUGCCAAGUAUGUAAAAAACACACAAGGAAUUUGUCUCCGGUAGUUGCAGCUGCUCUCGUUUGACAAUUGACAGCCAUUUUGAGAGUAAAUACUCUGAGACAUAAAAACACACUACGGACAGUCACUUAGCCUCUAGCAAUUUAAUGGCAAGAGGGAAGAAGCUGUUGGAAUGUCUGCUAGUUUGAGUUUGGAGGAGGGUCCAAGAGGAUUUUGCACGCUCUUGUCUUUGUUCUGGCAGCGUGGAAACCCUCAAGGGUGGGUAGGGGCGUGCCGACGAUUUUUCAGUCCGUUGCAGUCGGAGUUUUGUGCCAGCACCAAAACCAGACUGUGAUGGAUGAACACAGGAUUGAUUCGAUGACCGCUGUGUAGAACUGCCUCAGCAGCUCCCGUGGCAGGUCGUGCUUCCUCAGAAGCCGCAGGAAGUACAUCCUCUGCUGGGCCUUUUUGAGGACGGAGUUGAUGUUCGUCGCUCACUUCAGGUCCUGAGAGAUAAUGUCUCUUCCCCCCAAAGAGCACGUCAUUCAAUGGGAAAAGAGACCCAAACAAGCUGUUUUGCCAGACCAGUGAACAACUGAUUCGUAUGCAGGGCGGUGAUUUCCCUCACCAAGCCGGGCAACAACAAAAACACCCUAUUGUCGACCACACCCAGGGAAGAUACACAGUGAGGGAUAAGUAGGGAGAUGCCACACCCAAAAAUUUUGAAUUGAAGCAGCCUUUUGGGUAACAGGCAAAAUGGCUUCAAGAAACAAAUAGUCCAGCUGCCUUGAUUCAACCAUUGCAGAUUGUAAUAUCCGACUUCACCUUCUGAUUGUGCACUCCACUGUUUUGCAUGAGUAGAUUCAAAUGAAUUUCCUCAGGGAAACAAAUAAUCGAGCAUCAAAUUCAUUCUGCAAGAAAGCAUUUGCCAUGCACUAAUUAAACACCCAAAAACGUGUUUCCCCAUUGAGUGUAUGUAGUACGUUUGCUUUUGUAUUCAUCCAUCCAUCCAUUUUCUGAGCCGCAUAUCCUCCCAAGGGGCACGGGAGUGCCGGAGCCUAUCCCAGCUAUCAUCGGGCAGGAGGCGGGGUACACCCUGAACUGGUCGCCAGCCAAUCGCAGGGCACAUACAAACAAACAACCAUCCGCACUCACAUUCACACCUACGGGCAAUUUAGAGUUGUCAAUCAACCUACCAUGCAUGUUUUUGGGAUGUGGGAGGAAACCGGAGUACCCGGAGAAAACCCACGCAGGCACGGAGAGAACAUGCAAACUCCACUCAGGCGGAUUGAACCCUGGCCCUGAGAACCAGACGCUCUAACCAGUCGCCCACUGUGCCGCUGGUUUUGUAUUCAUUUGUAUUAUUAUUUUUUUUAAUAAAUUUGCUUUCAUGGUAA